AUGGACAUUCACCAUAAUUGGCGAAUGUCGGGUACUGGCGAAUGUCGUGUGGACAUUCGCCAUGAGACAAAACAAAAACUACGAUCAAUAAUCAAUUGUUUCAAAUCAUUUGAUGAUGUAGACAGAUGUGUAGAUUACAUUACCGAUUUAAAAUGUGAACAAGUUGUUCUGAUUAUUGAUGAUCAGUUAGGUAAAGAAUUCAUUCCAUUGAUACAUGAUUUGACGCCGUUAACUGCAAUUUAUAUCAAAGCCAUUAUUACAAAUACAGAUGACCUAAUUAAUAAAAUAUUCAUCAAUCAAAAAGAACGACAACACAUGAUAAAUACAGAAACUCCAAUACCAAUUAGUACAUUUAACCCUGAUGAUACAAAUAUAGAUUUAGCGACAGAAAAUGGAAAUUUUAUGUGGUUUCAACUAUUUAUUGGUAUAUUGAUGAGUAUGGAACGGCCAUCGUCACCGACUAGACUUGUUCAAAAAUGUGCUCAACAUCAUGGUAUUCUUUUAUCCGACGCGGCUAAUAUAAUAUUAGGAAAUGUUAUUAAAAUGGAUCGAGAUAUAGUUGACAAAUUGAUCGGUGUCAUAAAACAAGAAUAUGUUGGUAAUACAACACAGUUAAAGUUAAUUGAUGAGUUUUCAGAAACUAGGCAUGCAACGGUUACGGUUAUUAACCGUUUAACCGUAACCGUAAAUAACCGUAACCGUAAUAACCGGUCGAACGGUUAACCGUAACCGUUAAUAACCGGUCGAACGGUUAACCGUAACCGU
Molecule: messenger RNA, 765 nt
Organism: Didymodactylos carnosus
Lineage: Eukaryota; Metazoa; Rotifera; Eurotatoria; Philodinida; Philodinidae
Source: the annotation of a GenBank genome assembly